AUGUUUGGAGUCGACAAAGGUGUUGUCUUCGUAUUUGCUAUGAGAACUACAUAUGAUGGAAAUCGUUCUAAUGGGUUUGCAUUAAUAUAUAACAAUGCUGAAUUUGCUAAACAAUACGAGCCUCGACACAGGCUUAGAAAACAUGGUAUUAAACCACCCAUACUACCUCCUAAAAAACACUGCAAGAAACCAAUCAAAUAUAGAAAAAAUGCAAAGUGCGCUUAA
This is a messenger RNA of Entrophospora sp. SA101, 225 nucleotides long. The record is from the annotation of a GenBank genome assembly. NCBI's taxonomy places the organism in Eukaryota, Fungi, Glomeromycota, Glomeromycetes, Entrophosporales, Entrophosporaceae.